GCAGAUGAUGAUAACAUUAGUCAUUCUUCUCACUUCAUCGCUUGAAAUGCAUGUCGGUGGAGAGUCUCUGCAGUGCAUUUGCCCGGCUACAGUGGCGCAGGCUUUCACACCAUUCCCAGACCUCUCCUGUUUGGAGAACCGACCUCUAUCGACAUGAACGCGCGCGAGACCAAGAUGUCCGUUUACCUAAAAACGAUCGUUAAUUCCCAUUUAGCCAAAUGAACCCAAUCGCGCCGGCCAAUGUAGCCGACUAGUGUUCAGUUCUGCCCGCUCGGAGCGUUGUGUUUACUGGAUAUUUUGUUUCUAUAGCAUUUGGAUUGACCGAAAGCAUCUUGUUUUCCCCCCACACAUCAGUCGGAUCGGAGAAAGAGAUUCGACUUUUUUCCAUCCGGGAGUCUGGGAUAAUAUGUCAAGACGAAAACAGACCAACCCUUUCAAAGUGAAUUGUAGGUAUCCCAGGGCCUUUUCACACGACUGGGUUGUCCGGCCCGCAGCACACUUUUGAGAUGGAUGCAAGAGACGACUUCAUUGAGGACGGCGAAUGCAACUCACAGGAACCUGAAGAGCAAGACAGCACAAGUGACGACGGUGACAGUGAUUUCGAUAAAGACGACGACUCAAAUGCCUCGGCUGAUGACAGCAUGACGAGUAAUAAGAGCAGUCACUGCCACAUACUGCAAGAUGACGUCAAGGAGGAGAGCGAGGAAGGAACUGACCAUGGGAGUUUUGUUUGUCCUCUUUGUUCCCUGGAGUUCAGUAGCGCUGACCAGCUCAUCGCACACGUUUAUCAGCACACGGCUGUGGGUGGCAGUAAGAGUUAUAUCUGUCCUGUUUGUGGACGAGCUCUCAGUUCUCCAGGCUCUCUUGGCCGUCAUCUUCUCAUCCAUUCAGAGGACCGUCUGUCCAACUGUGCAGUGUGUGGAGCUCACUUUACAGACACCAACAACUUCAACAGGGAAAAGUUGAAGGAAUUCCUCGACACAAGCAGUAUAGAGAUCAACAGCGAUGGUGAGUCCUGCGCCAUGUCCAACCCUCUACCCAGAAGUCCUACUACAAACCCCAGCCCAAAUCCAGGUCCUGUACUGACCUCAAUGCCAGAUGGACUUCUCCCUUCUGCUCCGCCUCUUCCAUCACUCUCUGACAGCCUCAGUCCUUCCAGCACGGGCCUUCCACCACUUCCAGACCUCAUGAACCCAAUGCCCGUGUACCCAGCUGGGGUUUUGCUGGUCUGCAACAGCUGUGUAGCCUACCAGCAGCUCGUGGAUGCCCAGUCGCCGUCUAUGAGGAAAUGGGCGAUCCGUAGGAAGAACGAACCCGUGGAGGUGCGGAUGCAGCGGCUGGAACGGGAGCGAACAGCCAAAAAGACAAAACGGGCAUGCGAGACACCGGAGGAACGAGAGAUGCGACGGUUACGAGACCGUGAGGCGAAACGAAUGCAAAGGAUGCAAGAGAGUGACGAGCAACGGUCACGUCGUCUACAACGUGACCGGGAAGCCAUGCGACUCAAACGGGCUAAUGAGACACCAGAGAAAAGGCAGGCACGGCUAAUCCGUGAGCGGGAGGCCAAGAGGCUCAAGCGACGCUUGGAGAAGAUCGACCCAUCGUUGAGAAACCAGAUUGAACACGAUCCUGCUGCAAUGGCGGCGCUCACUGCUGAUAUGAGUCUGUUCCAGUUUUCAUUCCCCAUGUCCGUUCCCUCUAUGGACAACGGACUGUUUAUGAAGCUCCCCUAACAAGCACAGCUCACAGUGCAACCUUUGAGAAGAAACUGCAAUUCUUGAAGAAUAAUGAUCUUGAUCACUUGUAACUGCGAUAGGAAUGUUAUGGUCUUGUAGUUUCAAGGAGCUCGCCCUGAUAGCCGUUUGGAGUGAUGUUAGCUCUGGACUUCAUUUUACAAGAGCAGAUUUGAAUCAGCAUGAAAGACCAAGAGCUGCAAUGCAACAACAUUGACAACUUCAGGCAGCAAAGCAAGGUAUGACUACUGCUGGGAGUGAUCUGCUGUCUGAUACAGUUGGAUAUUGCAGAUGAGGUUGCUCUACAAGACAGACAAUUCCUUGGAACCUCCAAGGGUGGUGGAAUACUGUAGUCAACCGUGCGAACAAAUAACACCAGCGCUGGGCAAUGUUUAGUAGACUACUACAGUGACAUUUUCAAGAACCGCCUUAUCCCUUUCGCUAUGACCUAAGUGAAAAGUCUAAGAGCAGGGAUCAUGUAGAUGAUCUUCCCAUAUGGUGGUCAGAAGAGAAAGCUGGACCUGAGUCCUCAACUAUCAUCUCUGGUCAAGUAGGAAUGCCUACUAGAAACCGACAAUAUGGCGACUUGCCAAACUCCUCAGAGGUGAUUGAAUUGCUGUCAGUAUGAAUAACCCUAUAUGUAACAUGACUUGAUUUACAUGAUUAUCUGAACUUAUAAGAAGUUCUGACAUUCAUCAAAAGACAAAUACUCUUCCCUGUCUGUAAGCAUGUUUUAGAAGACUUGUCUACUUUAUUUUCAAGGCUCAGACUUUUUGCCAUCUUUCUUUAAAGACCCUUCAAUUAAGGGGGUUCUCUGUUUGCACACGGACCUUACAGUGACAGGAGUGAGACGUGUAGCCACACUCCACACUCAGCCUACUGUUCAAAUCUGCCAGACUGACUGGCUGGAAUUUACCUGCAUCUCUGGCUCACCUCCCAGGACCUUAAAUUGGGUCACUACUAGCUCAUUUUUUCACAGAACCAACUACCUCACCAUGGGCUUUCUGCAUGGCCUAGUCAAACCUGUGGAUCACAGGCACCAUGCAGGUCCACACACUGACUCAAUGUUACCCUAUGCCAACACCUACUACAGUCCAGGGGUGUCCAAUCUUUCUCCUAGAGCAGGGGUCACCAAACUUGUUCCUGGAGGGCUUGUGUCCUGCAGAUUUUAGCUCCAACCCUAAUUAAACACACCUGAACAAGCUAAUCAAGGUCUUACUAGGUAUACUUGAAACAUCCAGGCAGGUGUGUUGAGGCAAGUUGGAGCUAAACCCUGCAGGGACACCGGCCCUCUAGGACCGAGAUUGGUGACCCCUGUCCUAGAGGACCACCUUCUUCAACAGUUUAUUCACAAUCUUAAUUAAAAACAAUCUUGAAAUAUCUAAUCAAGGUAUUCAUUAGGUGUGUCCCAAGUCACAUACUUCUAAACUAUUUACGCCAUUUCAUAGUAUAUAUAGUGUAAGUUGUUAACUCUUACUGAACAAUUCUAAAAGGAAUAGGUGCAGUUUAAAUAACUGGAUGAUGCACUUAUUCAACUGAUAAACAGAAGUCUGGUAUGUUGCACUCAACGGUUGCAGCAUCGCUAACUAAGCGGAAGGAAAAGAGCUAUCGAGCUCUAAGGGUUGGAUUAAUUUUAUUUAUUUUGGAUUGUGCAUGCAAAAUUCUCCUACUUUAGCAAUUAUGCCACCUACCGAAGGUAAAUUCGGUUGUACACAUGACAGGUACUAUAAGGAAGUUUGGUCUUUUUUCUUUUUCAAAUUUGGCAACAUUAAACGUCAUAUGGGAAACUGUUUGGAUUUCCCUUCAUUACAAAUUUGAGAGGAUACUAAAGUCAUACACUACAUAGUUGAGUGUAUAAAUGCACAGUGUAUCGGUGCAUAAUGUAGAGUGUGUCAAUUGGGAUGCAACUAAUGUAACUCAACCUUAAGCCAGUGUAAAUUGAAGGAAAUCUUUGGUCCUCCUGGAGCAAGAUGGACACCCAGCCUAUGAUCAUUACCCUAUAUGUUUAUUGAAACGACAACUUACUUAAAUGCUGUUUGAAUGCCGCUGACCCAGAUCGUGAAAUCUACGUGGGCUUGCAGUCUUGUGGUUUUAGCUAAUGCAGUUUAAGGUCAACUAGACCUUGACCACAUCCUAUUUGUCAAUAUUUACAAGGAUGCAACCUUCACUAUGCCCCUCAGUACACCCUUUAGUUAAGCCUGGAUUUGGAAACAAACCAAUACCUGAUUGUCUGUGUGGCAUUACAACACCAAAGUGUGGACUUCAAGGGCUGAGGGUGCCAUUUGGGACAAGGCCUCUAUUGGAGACCUAUUGGAGGAAGGUCAUUACUGUGGAUGUACUCUUAGAUAUUGUUUCAAAGCACAUUCAGACACACUUCUCUGACCUCCUAAAGGCUUUAUAUAGCUUAUCGCAAUGCUACACGGGUUGAUACUUGUCUAGGAACUCAGGGAUGGUGUGGAUCAUCUGCAUCUUCACGGCCUGAGAACACAGGAGCAGGAGACCUCCUCGUCAUUAUCAUGCUCGAUCAGACACAAUACUCACCUUUACCGGUCACAUUGGCCUUUUUUUUUUUCUUAUUUUUAAACUGCAAACUCCUCAACUGAGCCAAAAGGUCAAUAAGGAUAUUCCGCAGCUCCAUUACGUCUCGACUAAACCGACCAGUCUCUGCCCUCUGCUGCUGUCACUGUACUGUUUAAUGUAUAUGUUACCUCUUAAAACCAGUGUGGUCCCGCACUGGACCUGGGAAUGCUUGUUGUUAACGACAGGGCACUUACCGUGUGCUUAGUCUAUAUGGCAACGCAAGUAGUGUACAAAUUCGAAAAAAAGAGAAAAGGUUGCCUUUGUCACUGGAAAGUCGUGCUUUGGUUUUAUAUUUAAUGAUUGAAAUUGUGUGCUAUUUCUAUGAGAUGUGCAAUGAUGUAAAGGUUUAGCAAAUGCAUGUAUGAAACAAUCAGGAUGAACACUUCCAGAGAGAAAUCCCUCCUGUAUGGAGCAGUGACAAUGCUGCAUAUUUACACUCAAAUGGAAAUACCACGGCAAUUGCACAUUAACAAAAGUGUUUCAUAGUAAUUUAAAGGUGAAGUGUGUAAUGUCUGUGCCAGUUUUAGACUGCAAAGACAACCCCUGUCUUCCAUCGCUCAA
Molecule: messenger RNA, 4874 nt
Organism: Danio rerio (zebrafish)
Lineage: Eukaryota; Metazoa; Chordata; Actinopteri; Cypriniformes; Danionidae
Source: RefSeq, a predicted model, not a curated record